CCAAUCGCAAAGAAGAGAGGUUGUCGUUGCCCUGGUGCUGGUAGCCCGGUCGUGUGGUGUUGUGUGCAAUGCAGUAAAACCGUUGCCAACGAAUGAGCAAGCCGAGCCUCUCUUGCGUUGCUCCUGGCUUCGCCGAGUCCGCCGCCUGACAGAGCGGCCAACAACCAGACGGUAUUAUAAUGGCGUACGUCGGCUACAUAAUCACGCAUCGUGCUUCUCAAACCAUCAAUACAUAAACCGCAGGCGAAGAUAAAAUAAAAUAAAAUCAAGUGAUAAUCAUCAAUCGGCGUGAUUCACGCUGCUGCUGGGGACUGGAUUUUGUCAUCUCGACAACAAAAACAAUCCCGACGCUCUCUCGGGAGGAGCGACGGACGACGGUGAAAAUGUUGUCUGUGCGUGUGUGUCGCUCGUGGUGCGAUGGGACAAAAUGCGAAAAAUCAACCUAAUCGCAUCAUAAACACAACGAAUUUUCUUCAUUCAAUCACAGACUGAUUAAUUUUUAAGCAAGGUGGGAUGCACUGAAGACAUCGCUGAUACAAUGCACUUGGCAAAUAAUACAAGCGAUACAGGAUGUAGUAGUGGUGGUAGUGGAAUUGGUGGAGGCGCCGGUGCCGUUGGUAUGGUCAGCGGCCCGUCAUCGCUGGUCGACGCCGGCCACAACGAAACAUGCCGCUUUCCCAAACUGGAGGAGUGCGCGCACUUUCACUACGAACGCGUGCAGCUGCCGGCGAUCGCCGUCAGCAUUCAAGCCAACAUGGAGCGAUCACUACACUCGCAACACACGCAAGAUGAAGACGGUGAAUGGUACAUGGUGCAAGUGACAUCCGGUGAUGAGUGCUGGCUGCUCCAACGCACAUUCGAAAACUUCCGCCUGCUGGACUCGCAACUCCAUCAAUGUAUCUACGACCGGAAAAUCUCACAACUACCCGAUCUAUCACUGGAUAAUGAAAAAGCGGAAGAAGCACUCCUAGUCAAAUACCUGCGAAGAUUCACAACCAUUGCGGAUAAUAGUAUAAACUGCGGGCCGGUGCUCAACUGGCUGCAGAUGGAUAACAAAGGGCAUCGUCUGUUAGUACCCUCGGAGGAAUCACGAUCGAUUAAUACCCCGGCUGUUGCAGCUGCAUACAGUGUACGUAGAUAUGUAUCACAAGCAAGAGAUGAGUUGAAUCUUGAAGUUGGCGAUAUGAUUAGUGUUAUUGAUAUGGCCAGCCCUGGGGAGUCGAUUUGGUGGAGGGGGAAGAGAGGUUUCCAGGUGGGAUUCUUUCCGCAGCACUGUGUGCAUAUUAUCGGGGAUAAAGUACCGAGGAAUAUGCCGCUGCCGGCGCCGGUUGUGGGGUCAUUAGCGUUGAGUCCAAUUAAACCUGUGUUGAGGAAACAUGGGAAGUUGAUUGCGUUCUUUAGGAGUUUUAUUUUGAAUCGGCCUAGUCGCAGGAGGUUGAAGCAGAGUGGGAUUUUACGCGAGAGGGUUUUUGGAUGUGAUUUGGGUGAGCAUUUGGGUGAAGGGAGUGAUAUUCCGACGGUUUUGAAGUGCUGCGCGGAGUUUAUUGAGACGCAUGGGAUCGUCGAUGGGAUUUACAGAUUAUCUGGAGUUACUUCCAACAUCCAAAAACUACGAAAUGCUUUCGAUGAAGACCGUAUCCCUGAUUUAUUCACCGAAGACAUCCUCCAGGACAUCCACUCGGUUGCUUCCCUACUAAAAAUGUACUUCCGUGAAUUACCCAACCCUCUCUGCACGUACCAGCUCUAUCAAAGCUUCGUGCAGGCUGUUCAGGGUUGUACCAGCAUGCGUAACACCCAUAACGACCAUGAGCGUUUGUUAAAAAUGCGCGAAGCUGUACAGAAACUCCCCCCGCCGCAUUACCGCACGCUUGAAUACCUCGCCCGACACUUGGCGAAGGUAGCCAAACAUGGCGACCGUACCGGAAUGACCGUGCGUAAUGUAGCCAUUGUCUGGGCGCCGAAUUUACUCCGCAGCGCUGAAUUAGAAGUGGGCGGCGUGGCGGCCCUACAGGGUGUUGGCGUGCAAGCAGUCGUCACCGAGUUUCUCAUCUGCUACGCCGACCUGAUAUUCUGUGAUAAUCUCAACGCCAAACUGAACGUGAGCGAUCUGGACGCGGCGAUGCAACAGGCGGCGCUGUUGAAUGCCGCAUCGCCGAAACGCAGCCGGCCGAAAUCCCUUGCGAUCUCCACGCCGACGAAACUCAUCACAUUGGAGGAGGCGAGGAAUAAGCAUCACAAGGACGCGUAUAUUGAAGUCGGAGGUGGGCCGGACUCACUACCCAAAAAGUAUCAUACUAUUAUUGAUCUACCAAUGCGGAAACGCGUGAAUUCAAAAAGAUCCCCAUUGGGAUGGAGGAGUUUAUUCGGGAAGAGUCGCAACAGGCAGAAACCCACGAUAGUUCAUCAUGUAGUCAACACAGAACAAGUUGAUGCUUCUUCUACGAAUGGUAAUACAAAACCGGAAGUGAAGAUUGUUUUGAGAACUGUGAAAUCAGCGGAAUCUUUAAGUGACCUUGAUCAACUCCCACCGCUACAGAAUGUGUUAUGCACCAAACCACCCGGGCAUAAUCGAAGUGUAUCACACGACAGCUACUUUGACACUUUACAAAGCUCCCAGGAGGGAUCCCUGCUGGAUUUGUCUGAGAUCCAAGUCAAUUUUGAUCUGGAAGAGUCCGAAAUGCGGAUAUUCAGUGAAGAUGAAUCUCUGGUGUCAUCCCCACGUGUACAACCCCGAAGGAUACGCAUUAGCAGCGGUAACAACAGCGGGAAUCCAUCCCCAAAGAAACAACCAAGGGUUAUUCUAAGUCCUGACUCUGCAAGUCGUAAACGUACACGUUUGGAGGAACAAUUGAGUGAUAUACAAUUCAUCGACUGUAACACUCCCGAGAUGAUUUGUGGGAGUACCAUUGUCCAGGUGCAUCAAACAGAAGGGCCCAGGAAUAAAAGUCCGAGAAAUUCACAGUGUUUAGAGCUGAGGGAUUAUAAUAAACGGGAUUCACGUUUGUCACAGGUGAUGAUGACUUCUACAUCUACUGUCACAGCUGGAACACCGCAAUCACCCACACCGCAAAGUCCUACUUAUAAGUUGUUAGAAUCUAGCACGGGGACUACUCCUGGUGAUAUAAGUCCGCAGUAUUUGAGUAAUCUUUCUAAGGCCAUUGCGCCGUUGACGCCGGUGACUUCCGUUGCGUCUACCCCGUUAACCCCCACUCCGAAAUCACCCAAGAGUCCCAGUUAUGAUAAUGUACUCACGACGAUAAGCAUCACGUAUAAAUCCCCGACGAAAACGAAAAGUUUUCUUACUGAUGAGAGGGUUACACAAUCGCCGAAUUAUGAGACUGUGCUGGUGAAAGCGGAAGAUGCGCAGAUACCGACUUCGACUGCGAAUCUUCCUCUGCAAGCGGCAAGUACACGAUCUUCGAAUUUGAAUUUGAAUUUGAAUCUGGAUAUGGAUUUUUCGGCGUCUAUGACUAAUAUGAGUAAUAGUAUGAGCACUAUUAAUGAUAUACACGAUGAUUUACAGAAAGAGGAUGAUUGUGAUGUGCAUUUAUUAUCAACAUCUUUAGAUGCUUUGGAAAGUGUCCAGACAGAUGAUCGUACAUCGCUAAAUCUGAAUCUGAAUGAAGAUGAAGAUAGUUUUCCGAAAUGUGACACCACACUUUCGGAAUUGUUGGAUUCUUAUGAUCGGAUAGCAAAGGCAACAUCCGGUGAUUGGUCGCAUGUAGAAACGGAGGAUUUAAUCACCGAUACACAAGACACACAAGAUCUACAGGGUGUUGAUGAGAAUCGACACUAUGAAAAUGUGAAAAGUUCCAAUUCAUCAGAUGAUACCAGUAAUUGUCUGGUGAAUUACGAGAAUAUUAACUUCACGGAAGGAAUGUCUUCUAAUGGUGACAAUGAGAAUGUAGAGAGUUAUCUAGGACCACCCGAGGAAGACCUAAUUGAGUUUAGUCCUGUAGUAGAAGAAGUUCAAGGUUUACAGGCACAGGAAAAGCGGAAACAAUCACCGCAAGGUGCAGAUGAACAGGAUCAUGAUGUGUAUCAACAGGUGAAGUAUUUCCGGAGGUCUGUGCAUGAAUUGAAUGAGUUUAUUGCAUUGACACAUCAGGAUACUGAUACUAAUGAUGAAAGUUAUGAGAAUGUGGAUGUUGCCAAAGUUAUUGAGAUAAUUGAACCGGAAGAACAAGAAGACUCUACUUCCAUUGAUGAAGAUGAAAUAAAAAUUGUAGAAAAUGUAACAGAGCACACGCAAGUCGAAGUACAAAAUUUAGUCACGAAAUUCCCCGAACCGGAAACUUUUGAUAGUCUGGAAACAAACGACUAUGAAACCAUUGAGUUUACCAAUGAUUCCCUGGAAGCAGAUGUAGAAAAAAGCGUCAAUGAUGAUGUGAUCAAGGUGCAAAUCACUACAGACGUAAUAAAUCUACCGGAAACGGAACAUUUGAAUGAUAUCGAUGUGGCAAUGAUGACAGCGUCAAAGGAGGAUGUCAUGAUGACGAUCACAAUGUCAACUGUGGAUGAACCAUCGCCAUCACCACCUUUACCACCGCCGGAAGUGAAAAUCUCUCCGAAAGUAAAACAAUUAACUUCUAAAUUUGAAGUUCAGGAUGUCACGCGUCCUGUACCGCCGUGUAUACGCGCGAGGAACCUCAAAGCAUCGAAGAAAACAACGCGUAGUCUAGACGAGACGGAAUUCUUGAAAAACGCAGCACUUCCGGUUUCUACCAACGCAGAAACCAAUGGUGAAUCAAGCACACAAAACGAAGAUGGUACUCUUUUUAGACGUAAAUCUCUCGAUGAGAAUAUGUGUGGGUUUAAAACUAAUACUCUGCCGAAAACUCUGAAUAAACCCAAGAAAUUACCGGAUGAUCCUGAUAUAGGACCACAUGUUGUCCCGCACGAUGUGAAUGUUAAUCUGAACAGAGAGAGGAUUGAAAAGUAUAAAGAGGAGAGGCGGAAGUUUUUCAAUGAUAAAUACAAAUCGGAGUCUUUCAAAGAGAAUAAAGAUGUGUUAUUGAGUCGAUUGAAAGUGUUUAAACCACCCACGAAGGAAGAGGAAGCUGUUGUACCGGUUGUUGCGAGUUUAAAUGUGAUGGAAACACAAAUUGUUCAUACUACUGCAAAUUCUCCGGAGAAAAAGGUGGCGAAUGGGGUUAAAGCACGAACGGCCAUCUUUGAAAAUGAUGGGGAAGUUGAGAUGCGACCGGGGAGUGUUUCUAGUCGCAGGCAGAAGGUUACAACAGCGCCACCUGCGGCAAUUGAGCGUGAAUUGACAGAAUCUAGUUUUGAGCAAGCUAGAAGGAGUUUUGAACCUGCUCCAACAAGGAAAGAUAGAAGUUCGACAUCCUACUGCAUAAAAGACAUGAAGGCAAUCUUCGAAUCCAAGUCACAGCAAUAACCCUUGCAGGAUUUGACCAAAAAGACAAAACGAUAAAGAUAUAACCUCUCUAAAACUAGCAGUAAAUAAUCAAAGAAAUAUUUAUAACGCGCGCCUUUUCCACUCUUUCUCUAAAACCAAACUAAAACUUGAACAUAAUUCGUUUCACAACGUAGAAACUUGAACGAUUCAACGACGAUAAUUACUUCUAAUACGAGGCUUCCGUUUAUACGAAUAUAUUUAUAACAAACAAUUCGCCUAGAAAGGCCUACAGAGAAAUUUACGUACGAUUAAGAUUUAAAAAAAACUAUUUCAACGUAUCAUGAUUCAGAGUCACACAAAUUAAACGCAACACUUAGGGUUGCCGUAGCGAAACAAACCCACAAGAGACAAGCGAGACAAAAAUGUUGAUGUAGAUAUUCAGAUGGAUAUGUAGGAUCCCGUUGUAAUUAUUUAGCGUAUUACACUUUGGAUUUUAUAGUCAUUUAAGUCAUACUUUAAGUUUUAAGUGAGUUAUUGUUGAAGUUGCGGUGAAAACGUGAAACGUGCAAAUGGAACUGAACAUAUUUUUUUUCUUUUUUUUGACUAGUUUACGUGUUUAAUAUUAUUAUUAUUAUCAUUAUUACGAUUAUUAUUUAUGUAAUGGCGACCAGAGAGGCGUCUAGAGAGCAGCGCAUACCUGAUGGAUGAAAGUCACAAUACUUGUACGAAGAAGCAAACAAAUUGUAACGAGAUAUUAUAUUAUUGACAUAUUUACACGUUGUAUCACUACCUGUAUGAUAUUUUCAAAGGAAUUUGCGAUUUAUUUAUUUGUUAAUAACAUGCGCAUUUAGAUUUUGGUUUUGAUGCGUUUUGUUUGCGCUUUGAAAGCUUUCAGGCGACAUAUUUGUGGUGUCAAACAUCAGUGCUUCAAUUUUGGAUUAGUUUAGAAUAUUUUAAAUUAUUUUCAAGCGAUUGCAGCGCUAAAAACGUCGGGUUUUCGAGUUUCAAGGACAAGAAUUGAUAAUUCUGCAUCCCGCAUUGAUUUUGCGCCAUUUUGAAGCUGUUAAUAACAAAUACUCAUCGAAAAUGGCUCAGGGAGGUUCCGGCGCUAUCGCAUCCUUUGUCAAAGGAUUAUAUUACGAUGAAUUUAAAUGGUCUAUUGUGAAGAGUAUCAGUAUGUUUGCAUUGGGAGUGACUCUCGCAAAAGAAUUCCACGGCGUGGAAUUGUUUGUGCCCAGUCCCUAAUUCCAAUUGCACACAUUAUCAUGAUCAUCAUACAAAAUUGCUAGUAGCAAAGAAGGAAGCUGCAUUGUUGUGGAACAUUGUGAUUAUCUGUCCGCACAAGGCAUCUGCAUGCACCAAAGCUGAUAGAAGUUGUUUCAUUAAUUUAUCUUGUAGCCAGUCAUGUGUAAUUAUUUGUGAAAUAAAUAUUUUAUUCGAAAA
Messenger RNA from Dalotia coriaria, 6802 nucleotides. RefSeq names its product GTPase-activating protein CdGAPr (gene CdGAPr). Bases 539 to 5398 code for a protein of 1619 amino acids. The record is from RefSeq and is a predicted model, not a curated record. Lineage: Eukaryota; Metazoa; Arthropoda; Insecta; Coleoptera; Staphylinidae. The transcript is spliced from 6 exons. Gene Ontology annotation, biological process: small GTPase-mediated signal transduction. Gene Ontology annotation, molecular function: phosphatidylinositol binding; GTPase activator activity; protein binding.